UAUAUAUUAGGAGAAAUUACAUGCAUAAUUAAUAGAAAUGGCGUCUUCAUAACAGACAUGCUCUGCAACUGCUCUGCCAUUUGCUGUUACCACCCUUUGUCAUUUUCUUCUUCUUCCUUUCUUGCUUCCAUCGCUUAUUAUCCUUCCUUCCUCCCUCCCUUGACGUCUUCUAUUUCUUUUUCUCUCUCUACUCUCUGUAUAUAUACCGAACAUCUUGUGUGCACUGUGGACAUGGAGAAAUGGGUGUUUGUUUGAUUUCUAUCUCUAAAAACACUACUGUAGACUGUUUGAGUUUAUGAGGUGAGGUGAGGUUUGUUAGAAGUUUUUUGAAUUCUGGCGAUAAAAUGGCGGGGACUCAUCGGAAUGUUGUUCAAGGUUUGAUUACGGAGGAGGAGCCUAGUAUAGAUACGGAUAAGCUGAGUUACGAGAUCUUUUCUAUACUGGAGAGUAAGUUUUUGUUCGGUUACGAUGAUCAGAAGCUUUGGAUUCCGAAAACCAUCGCGCCGGCGGUGGAGGGAGACGAAAACGAGGUUGCUUCGGGGCUGCCGGAGGUUGACGGGAACGAUGACGUGCAAGCAAUCAAAAGCCAGAGAGGGAAGAUUUGUAUAUUGACGAUUGACGGCGGCGGAAUGCGGGGGAUUCUGUCGGGGAAAGCGCUGGCGUAUUUGGAACAGGCGUUGAAGGUGAAAUCGGGGAAUCCGGAGGCUCGAAUCGCGGAUUAUUUUGACGUGGCUGCCGGCUCCGGCGUCGGAGGGAUUUUCACGGCGAUGUUGUUUGGGACGAAGGAUAGGAGCCGUCCUAUUUUCAAUGCCGACGACACGUGGAGGUUUUUGGCUGAGAAUGGGAAGAAGCUGUAUUCUACUUCUCCGAAAGGUUCCGGAAGCGGCGGUUUUUUCAGGCGAGUUUUCCGCGGUAGCGACGGAACCGUUUCCGCCGCCGCGCGGUUGGAGAAGGCGAUGAAAGAGGCGUUUACGGACGAGAAGACCGGCCGGAGCUUGACAUUGAAGGACACGUUGAAGCCGGUUUUGAUCCCCUGCUACGACCUCUCCAGUACGGCGCCGUUUCUGUUCUCCCGAGCCGACGCGCUGGAGACGGAGAGCUACGACUUCCGGCUCUGGGAGGUGUGCCGAGCCACGUCAGCGGAGCCGGGAGUGUUCGAGCCGGUUUGCAUGACGUCAGUGGACGGGUCGACCCGGUGCGUGGCGGUGGACGGAGGAUUAGCCAUGAGCAACCCGACGGCGGCGGCGAUCACGCACGUGCUCCACAACAAGCAGGAGUUCCCUUUCGUGAGAGGCGUCGAGGACAUUUUGGUACUUUCCCUCGGCACGGCCCAGCUUUUAGAAGGCAGCUUUGAAUAUGAACAAGUCAAGGGCUGGAAGGCCAAGCAAUGGGCUAUACCUAUGGCUCGCAUCUCCGGCGACGGCUCCGCCGACUUAGUCGACCACGUCGUCGCCAUGGCUUUCGGCCACUCUCGGACCACCAAUUACGUCCGAGUUCAGGCCAAUGGAUUUAACUCUAGUAGUUGCGGAGUGAGCCUAGACACCGACCCGAGUCCCAACAAUGUGGAAAGGCUCGUUGGGAUAGCGGAUGAAAUGCUGAAGCAGAAAAACGUGGAGUCUGUGCUCUUCGGUGGCAAGAGGAUUGGCGAGCAGAGCAAUUUCGAGAAACUGGAGUGGUUUGCUGGAGAACUGGUGCAAGAACAUCAGAGGAGGAGUUGCAGAAUCGCCCCCACCGUUGCAUUCAAGCAGGCUACACCAACAACUCCCAAAUAGUGUUCAGAAUAACAAGAAAAGAAGAAAAAAAAUAUAUACGGCCAGGUGAAGAAGGUGAAAAAUGAGUGAAGCUGAUGGGAGCUAGAAAAGAAAAGGGUAAAAACCAAAAGUGAAGAAUGGUAAAAAUAGCAGGUUAAGGGUUUAGAUUUGAAAGUGAGCGGGAACGCGGUGAUGGUGGUGGUGGGGACUGAAUGAUCUUUGGUGGGAUUCUUUGCCGGCAUUGUGGUGGCCAUUGCUAAAGCGAAGCAAAUGGAAGUAGUACGUACGUGCAGUGCUCCCAUUUCAAACACUAUAUUAGAGAUGCAUUCAAUUAUAUUUUAUAUUUUCUUAGUAUUUUUGUUUGUCUUCAAUUCAUCCCAAUCUCUUUUCUCCGGCCUUAGCUUUCGUGGCCACAUCUAUUCUUGUCUCUUAUACCAGUUCUCAGUCCAAUAAUAAAAGAAAAAGAUCAGAGUGGAACCCAAAGGUAGGUUCUUACGCGUUACUCGUCCGCUACUGGAAACAUCACUUUCUGAUGGAUUACAUUAAGCUUGAUAUGAUGAAACCCAAUCCCUGUCUGUCUUCUUUGUGUAAUCAUUGUUUUUUUCUUCUUCUUUUCCUUUAUUAGCAUGGGAUAGAGAAUGGAUUGUAUAAAUCAGAACCUCAAUUCUCAAGUACGUGGUUACUUUAUUUGUGUUA
This is a messenger RNA of Ipomoea nil (Japanese morning glory), 2447 nucleotides long. RefSeq names its product patatin-like protein 7. Lineage: Eukaryota; Viridiplantae; Streptophyta; Magnoliopsida; Solanales; Convolvulaceae. Bases 345 to 1772 code for a protein of 475 amino acids. Gene Ontology annotation, biological process: lipid metabolic process. The transcript has 3 exons. The record is from RefSeq and is a predicted model, not a curated record.